Messenger RNA from Aspergillus oryzae RIB40, 1512 nucleotides. RefSeq lists its product as uncharacterized. The record is from RefSeq and is a predicted model, not a curated record. Lineage: Eukaryota; Fungi; Ascomycota; Eurotiomycetes; Eurotiales; Aspergillaceae. The transcript has a single exon. Bases 1 to 1512 code for a protein of 503 amino acids.
AUGGCUAAUAUCAUAGCUGUCCAUUACAAUCUCGACCAAAAACACACGGUCAAGAUUGAAAGUCUUCCAACCUCAAUUGGAGAAAGCAAGGACGGUAUAAAUGACAUCUCUUGCAAUCUUUCCCCACCGGCUUCUACAUAUAUAGAAGCAAGCAUGGUAGACGGCAUCUAUAAACUACUCAAGGAGGUAGAGUCCCCAGAGUUCGACACUCGAUGGCAAGAAACCCCCAGCAAGGCAUUAAGUCCAUCCGCCCAGCACGCAGCAUCCACAUACCGAAAAACUCUCUGCCUCGGAUUAAGAUGCCUAUCAGGAGAAAUCACAAUCCCCAAUAACCAGACCUGGAACGACGCAAUCGCAUACUGCCGAGCAGUCAUCGCCGCCCCCCAGGACUCCAUUACCCGGGCCAGUUCAUACUGGAUCAGAUCUUCUUCCGACAUAAGCAAAGUACAACUGCAACGAUUCGGACCGGGAAUCAUUGCUGCAGCGCACAAGGGCAAUUAUGAGAUUGUAUCAGAUCAUUUCCAAGGAGAUCGGCUCAAAGUGCCCCAUAUCGAUAAAAAACAGAGCUUCUACCGGAAUGCGCGGAAUAUGGAUCUCGGUGCUUUCUUUUACCCGUCGUCUAGCCCACUAGCGGUUGGGGCCUUUGACUCGGGGAUAGUGCCAUGCUCGCUGAGUAUAUCAGCCUUUCUGGACCCGGAGGCGGCUGUCAAAGGGGGGUCGAUUUCGGGUGUUGCCAUAUGUGAUGACUAUGCUGCGUUCUCGCGUGAAGAUUACGAGAUUCGACUGCGUAUAGUUGGUUUUGCGCUUGGAUGUGCGUAUGAAUUCGGUGGGCAAUUGGUUAAUGCGAUAACCGAUGGGAGUAUGUUGCAAUGUGUUGGGACCGGUGACCAGCACACUCUCGAAGCUGCCAUGGCGUGGAGAGUUAUCAGUGGCUGUACAUCACCGAACAGUGGGUAUAUAUUCGGUAAGGAAAGUUUGGAAGAGGGACUUGUUAUAACGGAAGUCGAAAUCGCGAUACAUGACCUGCUAGACUGGAGAUCUGAUGUGGCGGCUGGGAACCAUGAAAAUGGGGUUUCGGCAGCAUAUGGACUAGGUAUUGAAGACCCUUUUCACGCAUACCUAGAGGCUACCUUGGAGCGAGCAGUAUCUAAUCCGAGAUCUGGCGGGUAUGCGAUUGCGGCUAUUGUCUAUAUGCACUUUACAGGUGUUAGAUAUGGUGCGUAUGAUUAUCAUGGUACACAUGGGGAGUCAUGCUCUGAGUGUGUUCGGAUUCUUCGAGACGUGACAAUAGGUGCAGGGCUGGUCUGGGCUCCGAAAUCACCUCCUCGGAGCUUUGAGGGUAGCGCCGGUAUCAGGCAACUUGGGAAGACUUGGAUCGAUGAAUUCAAGGACUGUGGUUUGGUUCAAGAGAGUCUCGGCUGGUUUCAACAUCUUGUGUCGACGGGAGAAAUUCGACUUUUCGAUGUCCUGAAUCCGAUCAAAGAAGUUGAUACUGAGGCCGAUUGGGCCUAA